UCGUAGAAAUAGCGUUCGGGUCUAAUCCGGAAUAAGAACAAUAGGAAACUUAAACGAUACGAUAGAUUAUCCCUGAGCUUUUUAUAGAUCGCGGAAGAGGAAGAAAGGCUCUUGUUAUCUUCUUCUUCUUCUCUCUUGCUUCUUUCUCAAUUAAGAUUGUUAUUCUGUCUUUUAGCCAUGCUGAUCGAUCCAAAGAUUGAUCCUUGACACUUUCGCUUCGGAUAUUUUAAGAUUUGUGGAUUUGGGAGAGCAAAAAUCUUUGUUUUUUCAGCGAUUUUUGCUUUUCGUGAGGUUUUUUAGCUGAUCUUCCCAUAAGAAUCUGGGAUAUUGUUACCCACAUCCUAAAAUUAAGUUCGAGAUUCGGCUAUUGUGGUUUCGAUCUCAAGCCACACGCUUCUGAAGCUCAGAUCGCGACUCCUUGAUAGGUCAAAAUUCUCGAGCUUUCAGCUCAAAACUGUCUUGAAAUCUCUUUUUUGUUUUGAUGCCAUCCUGGUAAAGUGAUUUUUCUGUGCAUUUGUGUUAAUAUUCCUAGGUUCCUAGAGUUAAAACUUUUGAAUAGUUCAAAAUUCUCGAAAUUUUAGCUCCAGAAUAUCUUGAAAUCUUUUUGAUCUUAUCCUGAUCCUCAAAUUUAAAACUGCAAAAUUGCAACUUGAGGUGAACAAAGAUGACCAUUGGAGGCCUUUCCCCGGCUGAGAAUAAGGGAAGACGAAGUAACAAAGAGAUUCUUGAUGAGAAAUCUCCCCUGCUUCCAACCAAACGCGAGGGAGAUGGAGGGUUUGAUGAGUUUAAUGGAGCUUCUUUUUCUGGGGCUGUGUUCAACCUAUCGACGACCAUUGUGGGAGCUGGAAUCAUGGCUCUCCCGGCCACCAUGAAGGUCGUAGGGCUGCUGCCAGGAAUUGCCAUGAUCAUAUUCUUUGCUUUCCUAACUGAGGCCUCAAUUGAGAUGUUGAUCAGGUUCAGCCGGGCAGGGAAAACAGUGUCCUAUGCAGGAGUUAUGGGGGAUGCAUUUGGAAAAGUCGGGAAGAUGCUGCUUCAGAUCUGUGUGAUCAUAAAUAAUGUGGGCGUGUUGAUCGUCUACAUGAUCAUCAUUGGUGACGUGCUUUCUGGAACAUCUUCCAGUGGGGUUCACCAUUCUGGUGUUUUGGAAGGAUGGUUUGGGGAGCACUGGUGGAAUGGUCGCUUUUUUGUUCUUCUGGUCACUGCUCUAGCAAUUUUUGCUCCAUUGGCAUGUUUCAAGCAUAUAGAUUCAUUAAGAUUCACAUCUGCCUUAUCUGUUGCACUAGCAGUAGUUUUUGUUGUAAUUACUGCUGGGAUAGCUAUUGUAAAAUUGCUGAGUGGAAGCAUUUCAGCGCCCAAGUUGUUUCCAAGUAUACCUGAUUUGGCAUCUGUUUGGAACCUUUUCACGGUAGUCCCUGUUCUGGUAACUGCAUAUAUCUGCCAUUACAAUGUUCACACUGUAGAAAAUGAACUUGAUGACUCCUCCCAGAUCAAGCCCAUUGUGUGGACAUCACUGGUGCUUUGCUCUACUGUCUACAUAGCUACAAGCUUCUUUGGUUUCCUCCUCUUCGGUGAAUCCAUUCUUGAUGAUGUGCUCGCCAACUUUGACUCCAACCUUGGUAUCCCAUAUAGCUCUCUGCUCAAUGAUGCUGUCCGAGUGAGCUAUGCUGUCCACCUCAUGCUUGUGUUCCCCAUCAUCUUCCACGCACUGCGCCUCAACUUGGAUGGACUCCUCUUUCCUUCAGCAAGGCCUUUUUCUUCUGACAACCAGAGGUUUGCGCUAAUUACAGUGGGACUUCUCUCUGUCAUUUUCCUGGCUGCAAAUUUUAUUCCCAGCAUCUGGGAUGCCUUUCAAUUCACCGGCGCAACAGCUGCUGUUUGCAUUGGAUUUAUUUUCCCAGCUGCCAUUACCCUCAGGGAUCCCCAUGGCAUCGCGACCAAGUGGGAUAAGAUCUUAUCUGUUUUCAUGAUUGUCCUUGCUGUGCUGUCAAAUGCAAUAGCUAUAUAUAGUGAUGCCUAUUCUCUCUUCAAGAAGGGCAAAGCCUUGACUUGGUCUUAAGUUCUGUGAUCCUUGAUAUGUGCAAGUAACUUGCAUAUGUUGGUUGGUAACAUUGGUUACUAGGGCACCCACAUUUGUGGACAUGGUCUAAGUUUGUUUAGUUCAAUAGUAGAAGGCAACUCCAAAUAUUAGUCAAUCUACAUACCAUGAAUGGUAUGCAAACAAUGUAUUGUCAGACUCAUAUAUUAUUAUUGUAGAUUUGUGUUAGAGGUUAUUGCACAAUGUAUCCUUGUAACAAAGGGUGAAGUUGGAGUUAGAAUCAUAAAUUAUUGGAUAAAUUGUAACUUGAUCGACCUUUAUACUUGAUUAUGUACUGGUUGACUGUGUAAACUCCAAUUUGUAUGCUUUAUAAAAUAUAUGAUCAAAAUUAUUUGAUCAAUAGUUAAGUGUGA
Molecule: messenger RNA, 2448 nt
Organism: Elaeis guineensis (African oil palm)
Lineage: Eukaryota; Viridiplantae; Streptophyta; Magnoliopsida; Arecales; Arecaceae
Product: amino acid transporter AVT6A
Biological process (GO): amino acid transmembrane transport
Cellular component (GO): membrane
Molecular function (GO): L-amino acid transmembrane transporter activity
Source: RefSeq, a predicted model, not a curated record